AUGUUGCGAAGAAUUGCAUCAAAUAUUCUAAUCACUCAAAGAUUCUUGAAAAUGAGUGCGGCAGAUAAUGCUGGAAGAGGAUUCAAGCAAGGUCGAGGAACUGGUGAUUCAGGACAAUCUUCGCUUUAUAAUUUGGAACGAAGAUGGAAAGAUGAUGAUACUUUUAUGGCGUUGGGUGCAACAGAUGAAUUAUCAUCAUAUUUAGGGUGAGAUUUUAUUUUUGAUAUUUUCUAGGCUAUAAUUUAUGAUAAAUUUUUAAUUUCAGAGUUUGCGGAGCAAGUGCGCAGAACGAUGGAACCUUGACCGACGUUGUUGAAACUUUAACUCGACUCCAAUGUUGUUUACAAGAUGUUGGAGCACAUUUGGCAACUCCUCCUAAAAGCUCAUCAGAACGCAAGCAGAGUAAGUCUUAAAAAUCCUUGUUUUCCUCAAAUAAUUCAACAUAUUUCAGAGAAAACCGCUUUCGAUGUGAAUAUGGUCGAUUGGAUCAACGCAGAAAUUGAUCGAUAUGGUGAUGAUCUUCCACCAAUUCGUCAAUUUAUUCUUUCUGGCGGUGGUGCAACUUCUGCACAAUUGCAAUAUGCUCGCGCAAUUUGUCGACGUGCCGAGCGGAGUGUUGUUCCUUUGUUGCGCGAUGAAGAUGUCGAUCCACUUGCGUUGAAAUUCUUGAAUCGAAUGAGUGAUUUAUUGUUUGUUUUGGGUCGCACAGCAUGUAUGCGAAACAAAACUGAGGAAUUGACAUAUCUUCGACCAGAUUCGUUCACAAAUCUCAAAUGGGAACGAAAAACUCUUCAUGACAACAAGAAACUAUGA
Molecule: messenger RNA, 813 nt
Organism: Caenorhabditis angaria
Lineage: Eukaryota; Metazoa; Nematoda; Chromadorea; Rhabditida; Rhabditidae
Source: the annotation of a GenBank genome assembly